UUUAGGAAUCUUUAUUUACUGUAGUAUCAGUAUUUCCUGUAGUAACGCCGUUGGGAGGCGCGUCUAUAGCAACAGAUUUGCAGACACAAGCACAAAGCCAUGCAUCUGUACUUUUAUUAGCUGUUGCACCGGUUAUUCUGGACCUGUAUACACUAAUGUACUAAUGAGUGAUUAAACCGAAGUGUUUGCUUGCAGAUUUUUUGUCAUGCUUCAAAUCCCAAUGUCAGAAUAUGAGCGCAAACAUCUGUCGACUCUGUCGAGACUUUCUGACGACGAUAUCGAUCAUAUUUGGUCGCUCGUGUCGUGUUUUAUUAAGCAACAGAUGUUCAUGCGAAAGGGGGUUUAUAUCCUCGGUUUAGGGACUUUCACGUUCUGUCAGCAGAAACUCAACCUCGGGAACAAACAUAUUCUCAUACAGAGACCUGUUUUCAUCCUGGCAGAGAAACUCUCUCAUUAUUAUGGAUUUAAACAGAUCAAACCACAGGCGACAGACGUGCCGGUGGGGCCACUCAACUUCUCGGCCCUGAGUGCCGAGGGCCCGUUCCAGCGAGACGCAGUGGAGAGAUGCGUGCGAGAAACCCUUCACCUGCUGCUCCGUGCCGCAGCCACUCGACCGUCUGUCUCGCACGCUUUUCCUGGGAUCGGAGUCCUGACUUUCCGGCAAAGCCGAGUCAAGAUGCUGUUCUGCCGUGACUUCAUCUCAGCCUUAGAUGGCACUGGGAAACUUUCCUCAGCUUCAGCCAGCAGACCGGAGUCGAGGAACUCUAGAGAAUCUAAGAGACGCUGCAAUGUGCCGCGACCUGCGACCUUCAGCGGUGCCACGCUUCCCAGAAUAUCAGCAGGAGAAGCCCUGAGAAAACCGCUGCAGACUGAUGAAGAUGAUGAUGAUGGUGGAUGGGGUUUGUCAUGAGGAGAUCUGGGCUCAUGCUGACAGUUUGAGGAAAUAUGGUAGCUCUGUACUGUUCUGUGUUAGACUCACUCUCAUCUCAUUAUAUCUGCAACAGAGAAGCGUCAGCCAGCGGACAGAGCGACUGUGACUGACCUCACAGACGGGCUGGAGGACAAACGGCCAGCAAACAC
Molecule: messenger RNA, 1080 nt
Organism: Sinocyclocheilus rhinocerous
Lineage: Eukaryota; Metazoa; Chordata; Actinopteri; Cypriniformes; Cyprinidae
Product: coiled-coil domain-containing protein 81-like
Exons: 5
Coding region: 206-910 (234 amino acids)
Cellular component (GO): microtubule organizing center
Source: RefSeq, a predicted model, not a curated record